AUGCAGCGAAGUUCCACGCACGGGCAUCCCGAGAAGUAUUUGGACUUUCCAGAUGCUAACAAACAUAUUGGUAGAUUUUCACGAUCUACGCUCCACCAGCGCGACCCUCGCGGUUCUGCGUCCCUGUUUGAUUCAUACGGCGGCGAUUCUCGACCGGCCAGUCGGUCACCGGCUAAUGUUGGCGGAUACGGGUAUGGGGGCUACUCGCGCUCUGGAAGUGAUGGACAUAUGAAUGGGAGUCCCGCGGGUGGAUUCAGAAAGGCUACUCCGGAUAACAAGGGACAUUAUUCCGACGCUGUCCUUGACCACCUUGAAUCACAGAAUGACAGCCAAGUCGAGGGCAUCAGCGCGAAAGUAAAGAUGCUGAAGGAUCUUACGCUCGCCAUUGGAGACGAGAUCCGCGACACAUCUACCAUUACAGAGCUGAAUGAUGCAUUCGAUAACACUCGCGUUCGCCUACGAGGAAACAUGACCCGCAUGCUGCGAAUGGCUGAGCGUACUGGUGUCGGCUGGCGUGUGUGGCUGGGAUUCUUCCUGGUUGUCUUCUUGAUCUUUGCGUACGUGUGGUUGACUUAG
Aspergillus clavatus NRRL 1 is the source of this 576-nucleotide messenger RNA. RefSeq names its product SNARE domain- containing protein. The record is from RefSeq and is a predicted model, not a curated record. Gene Ontology annotation, biological process: endoplasmic reticulum to Golgi vesicle-mediated transport. The coding region runs from base 1 to 576 and encodes 191 amino acids. Lineage: Eukaryota; Fungi; Ascomycota; Eurotiomycetes; Eurotiales; Aspergillaceae. The transcript has 3 exons.